Molecule: messenger RNA, 1019 nt
Organism: Manihot esculenta (cassava)
Lineage: Eukaryota; Viridiplantae; Streptophyta; Magnoliopsida; Malpighiales; Euphorbiaceae
Product: cytokinin riboside 5'-monophosphate phosphoribohydrolase LOG1
Exons: 7
Coding region: 186-842 (218 amino acids)
Biological process (GO): cytokinin biosynthetic process
Cellular component (GO): cytosol; nucleus
Molecular function (GO): hydrolase activity, hydrolyzing N-glycosyl compounds
Source: RefSeq, a predicted model, not a curated record
AUUCUCCACAAGAUCCUCAAAACGAAAUGGACUAUAGAGUAUGGAAUUUUACGCAUGCUAAUGUACGCCUCUGUUCUACCGUUAUAUAUGCAUGAACUCUCUUCUCCAUCCUUCACCAAAACCUUUUUUGUGGGUCACUUUCUCCUUCUUCUCUUCCCUUUCUUUUUCUUCACACUCUCACAUCUAUGGAGAUUGAUAAGGAUUUGAGACUCUCCAAAUUCAAGAGAAUUUGUGUUUUUUGUGGUAGCAGUCCUGGAAAAAAGAGUACCUAUAAAGAUGCUGCUAUUGAGCUUGGAAAAGAAUUGGUAGCCAGAAAUAUUGAUCUGGUUUAUGGAGGAGGGAGUAUUGGUUUAAUGGGGUUGAUUUCUCAAGCUGUUUAUAAUGGUGGCCGCCAUGUGAUUGGAGUUAUUCCCAAGACACUCAUGCCUAGAGAGAUAACCGGAGAAACAGUAGGUGAAGUGAAGCCAGUUGCUGAUAUGCACCAAAGAAAAGCAGAAAUGGCUAGACAUUCUGAUGCAUUCAUUGCCUUACCUGGUGGCUAUGGAACCCUUGAGGAGCUGCUUGAAGUAAUAACUUGGGCUCAACUUGGUAUCCAUGACAAGCCUGUGGGAUUGUUGAAUGUGGAUGGUUACUACAACUCCUUAUUGUCAUUUAUUGACAAAGCAGUAGAGGAAGGUUUCAUUAGUCCAAAUGCUCGCCAUAUCAUAGUUUCUGCCCCUAAUCCAAAAGAGUUGGUCAAGAAAAUGGAGGAGUAUUUUCCACAGCAUGAAAUAGUUGCUUCAAAGGUCACUUGGGAGAUGGAACAAUUAGGAUACUCUCCAAAAUGUGAAAUCUCAAGGUGAAGAGAUUUGAGAUAUUGAAGAUGAAAGCACUUUGAAAUGGACUAAUUUUACUUGACCAAAUGUUCUCAAAGUGGGUUUUUUUUAGCUCCCUCUUUCUGAUUUUUUUUUUUGGGUUAAUUUGAUGUAAACUAGAAAAAAAAAAUGACAUUGAAAUUGGAAGCUUGACCAUUUUCUUUA